GAGCUAAGCUGGACUACUCACAUAAAUGUGUUGAAGGAAGGCUAUUUUAACCUUUUCUUUGUAAAAACAAAAUGGAGGUUGGAGAUAAAAAGAAGAAGAGAAGUUCAUAUCCAUUGUAUUGCUUCACUAAAUGCUGUCAAAAUCCUCCAAUUCCAGAAAUGGAACCACAACCGAACAGUGUCAUCAGUACCAUAUCUCAACAUAAGCAGCCCGGAGGAUGGAAAGCCAUGCCUUAUAUCUUAGGAAAUGAAACGUUUGAGAGGUUAGGUACAUUUGGAUUGGGAGCGAACUUGAUGGUGUAUUUGAUGAGAGAAUAUCACAUGGAGCAGGUGACUGCUGCAAACGCAAUCAACAUAUGGAAUGGGAUUACCAAUUUUGCACCUCUGGUUGGUGCCUUCAUUUCAGAUGCUUAUCUUGGCAGGUUUCGGACUAUUGUUUUUGCUUCCUGUGCUGCUUUUCUGGGAAUGGCGACGGUGACAUUAACAGCAUGGUUGCCUCAUCUCCAGCCUCCCAAGUGCAACCUACAAACCCAGUCUGCUGAUAACUGUAUAAGUGCGACGCCCCAUCAAUUGGCCGUUCUAUUUGUAGGCUUAGGCAUCUUAUCUAUCGGCACCGGCGGAAUUAGGCCAUGCAGCCUCCCUUUCGGUGUCGAUCAGUUCGACAAAACUACAGAACAAGGCAUCAAAGGAGUUAACAGCUACUACAAUUGGUAUUACACAAGUUUUACGGUCGUCAUUAUGAUCGCUUUAACUGUUGUGGUGUAUAUUCAAGAUUCUGUGAGCUGGGCCCUUGGCUUUGCCAUCCCUACAUUUCUCAUGCUUGCUUCUAUUUUUCUCUUCUUGAUUGGCAAUAAAAUAUAUGUUCAUGUCAAGCCACAAGGAAGCAUUUUUUCUGGGCUUGCUCAAGUUUUUGUGGCUGCUUAUAACAAGAGAAAUCUCAGCAUUCCUGAGCAGCAGGAAAUUAUUGAUGGGGUUUUUUAUGAUCCUCCAGAACAGGAUAGUCUACUCUCAAAGCUUCCUAUUACCAACCAGUUCAGGUUCUUGAACAAGGCAGCUAUGAUUGAGAAAGGCGACGUAAACGCAGAUGGUUCAUGUGCGAAUGAAUGGAGGUUGAGCAGUAUCCAACAGAUUGAAGAAGUGAAAUGUCUGCUCAAAAUAGGACCCGUCUGGGCGACCGGAAUUGUUAGCUUUACUGCCAUACUCCAACAAGGAACAUUUACAGCAUCACAAGCAACAAUAAUGGACAGACACAUAGGACACAAUUUUCAGAUUCCACCCGGUUCAAUCACUGUUUUCUCAAUGCUCACAGUAGGCCUGUGGCUUCCAUUCUACGACAGCAUAUUAGUACCUGCGCUCCGAAGAAUCACAAAGCAUCAAGGCGGAAUCACGCUUCUUCAGAGAAUGGGAAUCGGGGUUUUGUUCUCCAUUCUUUCUAUGGUUGUAGCCGGAGUGGUCGAAAGGGAUAGAAGGGCUGCAGCCAUUUCGAGCCCUGGUUCGCCCAUAUCAGUCAUGUGGCUAGUUCCUCAGCUCGCCUUAUUGGGAUUCUGUGAGGCAUUUAACAUUAUUGGGCAUAUAGAAUUUUAUAACAAGGAGUUUCCUGAUCGCAUGAGAAGUAUAGCUAACUCUCUUUUCUUCUGCUCCUUUGGUGGUGCGAGCUAUCUUAGCACUUUUGUGGUUUCUAUUGUGCACAAAGUUACUGCAACUCGCGAUCACCCGGAUUGGCUGACGAAAGAUUUAAAUGCUGGUAGAUUAGAUUAUUUUUACUUUCUACUAGCGGGAAUGGGGGUGAUCAACCUGUUUUAUUUUCUCUACUGUGCGAACCGGUAUCAAUACAAGUCUCCCACACCCAUGGAUCAUAAAUCCUAUGGAGAUGUAGAUGUAGAGCUAAGCUUGAGCAAAACAACUCCAAGCUAAUUAAGUUACUAGUAGAUUUAGCUAUUAUUUUAGCCAUUCAAGUAUUUAUAUAUGGUUGUCUUAUAUAUAUAUAUAUAUCUUGCAGAAAAAGUAAAUUAAGAAA
Messenger RNA from Mercurialis annua (annual mercury), 2016 nucleotides. Its product is annotated as protein NRT1/ PTR FAMILY 2.13-like. Gene Ontology annotation, cellular component: plasma membrane. The record is from RefSeq and is a predicted model, not a curated record. Gene Ontology annotation, biological process: transmembrane transport. The transcript has 4 exons. NCBI's taxonomy places the organism in Eukaryota, Viridiplantae, Streptophyta, Magnoliopsida, Malpighiales, Euphorbiaceae. Gene Ontology annotation, molecular function: transmembrane transporter activity. The coding region runs from base 72 to 1913 and encodes 613 amino acids.